Soboliphyme baturini is the source of this 522-nucleotide messenger RNA. Lineage: Eukaryota; Metazoa; Nematoda; Enoplea; Dioctophymatida; Soboliphymatidae. The record is from the annotation of a GenBank genome assembly.
UUCAUUGACAAUAUUCAGGACAGACUGCUGCAUGGAGAAGUUGAGGGUGUUAACUAUUUCCUUGUUUGUCCUGGAAUCUUACGAACGUUAAUGAGCUUUUUAAAUACGUUUCGAAAUACACAGUUUGCUGAUAGGUAUCCAAUCGCUUCUUUGAAUGUGCAUUUGCGAAAAAUUUUCUAUUCGUUAAUUUUUCAGGACUGGGAAUUUCCGGAUGGUAGUCCUCCUCCUCCAGAAAUACGUGAUAAAUGGAUUCAGCUAGUUAAGAACCGCGUAGUCAGUGAUCCGGGAUCUUGCAUAGCCGUUCACUGCGUUGCCGGUUUGGGCAGGGCACCUGUCCUCGUCGCAUUAGCUUUAAUGGAAGCGGGGAUGAAGUACGAAGAUGCAGUGGAACUGAUUCGACAACACCGGCGCGGUGCUAUUAACCAAAAACAGCUGACUUACUUGCAGAAGUAUAAAGCGUCAGGUGAACUGAAGAAAUUGAAAUGUGGAAAGCGUGAUAAAGACUUCUGUUUGAUGAUGUAG